UGGCUGGCCGAGGGGAAGAGACACCCUGAACAACUUCCACAGCACCCUGGUCAUGGCCAAAGCUCUUUUCAAGUGUCUAGAGUAAAGAAAUGGGCUGUGGCACAGUCCAGCGAAGGGUUGGGUUUGUGUAGGUGAGGACCUGGCUUACAUUCUUGCACAGAAGGCUAGAGAGGUUUCUGGAAAGACCAUCAUCAAGGCUAGAAUGUCCUGGAACAUUCAAUUAGAAAGUUGUAAAUGUUGCUUUUAUUUCCUCAGAUGGAGGGAUGAGAUGAGCCACCAAGCUGUGUGAAUACACUACUUGGGCUGGAUCCAGACCAUUUCAUUCUCUGUUCUAACUAUCCCUAGGCCGAGGCCUGGAAGCUUCCAGCCCCAGUACAAUCUAAUCUUCCAGACUGACUGAUUCAAUCUGGCUUUUAUUGGCUUCUGACUGAAUUGCUCUAUUUGGCCUCAUACUACCUUCAGCAAUAUGUUCUAAUCUUCUGGCUCCUUCUCAUUUUCUGGUUCUUCUGUCUUCCUCUGUCUGGCUUGUUCCCUCUGCCACCUGUCUCUGUAAAACUAUCCAGCUAAAACUGCCACACACACACACACACACACACACACACACACACACCAUCCCCUGUCUAGAUUCUUCUCUCUCCCUGCACUGCUCUCAAGUGGCCUCUCUUUGCUGUGCUAGUCUCUGACUCAUGCUGUCAAAUCUUUCUCUGAUUUGUCAUUUCAUCUGCCUCUCAAUUAGACACCACUUUCAAAUAUGUGUUUUCAAACACAAACAAACAGGCUGCUUCCAUCUACAAACUAACGUAACCUUCACUGUUAGGGUGUCCUAAGGGCAUGUCUGUACUCCAGCCAGACUGUACGGUAACCCAGAGCUUGUCUGCAUUUCAGCCAGAUCACAUAGACCCAGAAGGUCUUUGUGUGAUUCCUUGCUACAAGAGCCAUGUUGCUGGAUUAAAAUUCCUCUAGAGAAAGUGACAGUGAUCCAAGCAUGGCUUUGCAUGCCUUUAAGCCUAGAAUUCUGGAACCAGAAGCAGGUGGAUCACUGCAAGUCUGAGCCCAGCCUGCUUGACACAGCAAGCGCCCAUCCAGUCAGAGCAACAAGAGAAAUCUUGGCUCAAAACUGAACUAACAGGAAAAUGGUAGUCACUAAAUGCCAUGGUCUCCCCUCAGGGAGCCCACCUGGGACCCCAGACACGCACAGGAAGCCGUCUGGAGCUGGGGGCUAGUUCUAUAUCCCAAUGCUCCUCCCCCUCCAUCUGACCGCCCCACUGACCGUUCAGCAGCCAUCCUUCCUGGGAAGGUGUCUGCAGACCCUGGUGACAGUUGGCCAUCUUUCUGCCUUGUCUCAUUCCUCUGCCUUGCCUGGUGGAGCCACUGCGGCAUCAUCCAUACCAAGGAGGCCCUGAGCCACUCACGCAGUGACUGCCCAUCUCAGGGCUGGUUCCCCCAGAGCUCUGCAGGAAGGGUGGCGAAAGGGCUACGGGCACAGUCCAACCAAGCAGGAAGCUGGCAUGUAAGAGCCAGGUGCCCUCUGCUGCCACAGUGGAACCUCUCUUCCUGUCUGCCCUGCCCUCACACUCCGAUGCAUCCGAUGCCCGCCUGACAGAUGAAGGCCUGCCUUAGCCUCCCUUCUAUCCCCGUCUGUCACCCACUGACUAACAGCCUCAACAUGCUCGUAAUCCAGUCCUCGUGGCCUGUGACCUCAGGUGGCAGAGGGGUCAGGCUAAGGAGCUUUAGAUGGAGAGCAUCACGGUCCACAGGGUCCAGUGCCAUCACACGGUCCCUAGAGAGCGGCGCCUAAGACUCAGACAGGAAAGGCCACGUGAUGCCAGGAGCAGGGGGUGGGAGAUGGGAAGAUCCUGCAGUGAGGCUUUUGAAUUGGAGGGGACAGCUUGGAAGGAACAUGGUAGCCUCCAGCCGCUGGGAAAGGAAAAGCCGUGAGAAAGCGUGCCAAUGCCGACCCUGCUAGCACUGACUCCUGAAGUACAGUAGGAAUUGCAUUGUUGACAGCCACAGGUUUGGUGGUCAUCUGUGACAUUUGCUCGUUUGUUGUUUGUGUGUGUUCAGGCACACACUGGCACAGUGCACGUGUAGAGGCCAGAUGGCAGCAUUCAAGAGUCAGCUCUCUUGCUACCAUGUAGUUCCCAAGGGAGUUUGUCAGCACCCACUGAGCCAUCUCACCAGCCUGGUGGACAUUUGUUACAGCACCUGUGCCAGGGGGUCCAGGAAGGUUCGAGACCACUGCCUCCAUGUCCAGGACCACGUCCUGGUCACACCAUACCUAGCAUCACACAGGUGCUCGUUACUCAGUGUCUGGAGUAAAUAGAGGCCUGAGCAGGCAACUGAGUGGACACUCAACUGCUGAGGAACAGAUCUUGCUUUACCAGGGCCCUGGGCAUCUCUCUCCCCCCUCUCAGAAAAUCUGCUUCUGUGUUACUCCUUACCCCAAGCUCCCAGGGACUGGCAGGUCUGCAGAAUGGCACAACACUCAUGCCUUCCUGCUCCAGAGGGCACAGAGCCAGCUGCACAGCUCUGCCUGUCUUCAUAAAAGCCAUGAAAGAUGACUAAAGCGUGCCCUGAAGCAGGAAGGUAGAAAGCUCCAGCCUUCCCUAGAAGCCACUCCUGCUCAGUUUCUGUAUGAUUCCAGAACCUUUCAGCGAGGCCUUUUAUAUCCAUACACCCAUAGUCAGGUCAGGCACUCAGUGGUUCCCCCUGAUUUGUCAUCUCAGGUACCCAUAUGCAGUAAUAGUCUAAGAAUAUUAAAGGGAAAGUUCUAGAAAUCACUGACUCCUGUCUUAAACUGUCUAAAAACUGUCCGCUUCCUCCAACCUGGAGUGUGAAUUCUCCAUUGUAUCCACGCUGCAUACAUUAACCUCUUAGCAAAGUUCCCAGUUAUCAAAUCCACAGCCUCAGAAUCCAGAGCUCGUGUUUACGUUGCCCUGAAGCCGCAAAGCAUGAACAAUGAUGCUGUCCAACUCAGACAGAGAAGCCAGAAAAAGAUUCCUUCCCUGGAAAGGCACCACAUGGAUGCAGCAGGUCCUGAGCCUCAUCUUCUGUGAGGGCGACUUGUGGCCGAUUCACCACCUCCCCAACUGGGCCCGCAUGCCCUGGAUAGAGCAAGUCUCCUUCAGCAGCCUCCUUCCCAAGCUUAACACUUCCUGGCCUCGGCUGCUCACCUCCCACCUGAACGCCAGAGGCCUGGCCCCAGCUCUGAGGAAGUCCAAGGCCAAGGUGGUGUACAUGGCGAGGCACCCCAAGGACGUUCUGGUGUCCUUCUACCACUUCCACCGAAUAGCCGGCUUCCUGCCCACCCCCAGCUCCUUUGAAGACUUUGUGGAUGAGUUUCUCGAGGGCACAGGCUUCUUCGGCUCCUGGUUUGACCAUGUGAAGGGCUGGCUGGGCCUCCAGAAGGACCUCAAUUUGAUUUUUGUUACCUACGAGGAGCUGCACCAGGAACCUCGCCGUGCCAUCCGGAAGUUAAGUGAUUUCCUGGGGCGCUCGCUGGGGCGCAGAGAGGAGGACCUCACCCUGGAACACUGCAGCUUCUCCUUCAUGAGGCAGAGCAGCAUGGUCAACUACAGCCUUCUGCCCAAGGAGAUCAUAGACCAGAGCCAGGGCAAGUUCCUGAGGAAAGGUGUUGUGGGGAACUGGAGGGAGCACUUUACUCCUGAGCUGGCUGAAAAGUUCAAUGCUGUCUACCGGUCUGAGAUGGGUGACUCUGGCCUCUGCCUGCCCUGGACCAUGGACUGACCCUACUGACCCAUUCAGCCUAUUUGCACCUGUCCUCCUGUCCUCCUGUGCUAUGCCCUGGUCAAGCAAUAAAAGCCCUGGUCUGUGCUCUGCAGACUCUGCCCCA
Meriones unguiculatus (Mongolian gerbil) is the source of this 3853-nucleotide messenger RNA. Its product is annotated as sulfotransferase 2B1-like. NCBI's taxonomy places the organism in Eukaryota, Metazoa, Chordata, Mammalia, Rodentia, Muridae. Gene Ontology annotation, cellular component: cytoplasm. The transcript is spliced from 6 exons. The coding region runs from base 2959 to 3747 and encodes 262 amino acids. The record is from RefSeq and is a predicted model, not a curated record. Gene Ontology annotation, biological process: sulfation. Gene Ontology annotation, molecular function: sulfotransferase activity.